Molecule: messenger RNA, 6869 nt
Organism: Lepus europaeus (European hare)
Lineage: Eukaryota; Metazoa; Chordata; Mammalia; Lagomorpha; Leporidae
Gene: PHF21A
Product: PHD finger protein 21A
Exons: 19
Coding region: 901-2940 (679 amino acids)
Biological process (GO): negative regulation of transcription by RNA polymerase II
Cellular component (GO): histone deacetylase complex
Molecular function (GO): chromatin binding
Source: RefSeq, a predicted model, not a curated record
UUUUUGCUUGAAGUUAUCCUCAUGUUUAUUAAAAAAAUCCUGUACUUGAAGACUUCUGUAGAUGUACAAUUACCCUUCAAUGUGGGGCACGGUAGUAGUGCAGGAAAUACUCAAAAUACAAACAUCUGGCUGACAUGUUACAGAUAGGCCAGGUGCUCUUCUUCACGUGAGACUUUUGCUGUUGGUACACAGUCCUCUUUGCAUGUCGACUGGCAUUGCUUGGCUGCUCAUAAUAAAGUCUUGUGCUCGAGUGCUUUUGAAGGCUUUGAAAGUUAGUUUUUAGGUAAUUUUUGCAAGCAUAAUUUAAGCAUGUUGUGCUUUGGAUUCAGGCAAGUCUUUGUGGAACUGGACUAGUAUUAGAUUAAAAAGACACCUACUUUUGCCCAGUUUUAUUCUUAAGAGGUGUAAGUGAUGGACAGGGCCCUGUUUCUUUUGGCUUUGAAGGGUCCAUCUUUUUUCCUAUUCAGUCAUCUGGAAGGACCUACCUCAGAAAUACUCUUCUUCUGCUUACAUGAAGAUCUCUAAAUGCCAUCCAGCAGGAGGUGCUACAGCAAGAGAAAGGAAAAUUUUCAAAUUUUGAGGGUCUUGCCACUUAUUGCAGCUCUCCUGAGCUUCAUCUAAGCAACAGGAUUAACACCUUAAAGUUCCAGAAAGAUUUUGAGGGGAUAGAGCGCUGGAGAGCCACUUUCCCCAAAAUUGGACUUCUCAGAACCUUUAAUAUGCUAAUGUGCAUUGUGAAUCUCCGAGAGGGGGAUAUGAUGUGCAGCAUUCUUGAAUACUUCUAAUGACAGGGAGCCCACUACCUCAUAAGCUGCAGUGAGAAGAGGAGUUUGUUACUUUAAGCAGAGGCUGAAGAACCUAUAAAUUAGCAGGCCUAACAGAAAGUGGAGAAGGUAGAGGAUGGAGUUGCAGACUCUACAGGAGGCUCUUAAAGUGGAAAUUCAGGUUCACCAGAAACUGGUUGCUCAGAUGAAGCAGGAUCCACAGAAUGCUGACUUAAAGAAACAGCUUCAUGAACUCCAAGCCAAAAUCACAGCUUUGAGUGAGAAACAGAAAAGAGUAGUUGAACAGCUGCGGAAGAACUUGAUAGUAAAACAAGAACAACCAGACAAGUUCCAAAUCCAGCCAUUGCCACAGCCUGAAAACAAGCUGCAGACAGCACAGCAGCCGCCGCUACCACUGCAGCAGCAGCAGCAGUACCACCACCACCACGCCCAGCAGGCGGCUGCGCCCUCCCCCAGCUUGACUGCUUCCCAGAAGACUGUAACUACAGCUUCUAUGAUUACCACAAAGACACUACCUCUCGUCUUAAAAGCAGCCACUGCGACCAUGCCGGCCUCUGUUGUGGGCCAGAGACCUACCAUUGCUAUGGUGACCGCCAUCAACAGUCAGAAGGCUGUACUCGGCACCGAUGUCCAGAACACGCCAGUCAACCUGCAGACGUCCAGUAAGGUCACUGGGCCUGGGGCAGAGGCCGUCCAAAUUGUGGCAAAAAACACAGUCACUCUGCAGGUUCAGGCAACACCUCCUCAGCCCAUCAAAGUACCACAGUUUAUUCCCCCUCCUAGACUCACUCCACGUCCAAACUUUCUUCCACAGGUUCGACCCAAGCCUGUGGCUCAGAAUAACAUUCCUAUUGCCCCUGCACCUCCUCCCAUGCUUGCAGCUCCUCAGCUUAUCCAGAGGCCCGUCAUGCUGACCAAGUUCACCCCCACAACCCUUCCCACUUCCCAGAAUUCCAUCCACCCCGUCCGUGUUGUCAAUGGACAGACUGCAACCAUAGCCAAAACGUUCCCCAUGGCCCAGCUCACCAGCAUUGUGAUAGCUACUCCAGGGACCAGACUCGCUGGACCGCAAACUGUACAGCUUAGCAAGCCAAGCCUUGAAAAACAGACAGUUAAAUCCCACACAGAAACGGAUGAGAAGCAAACAGAGAGCCGUACCAUCACCCCACCUGCUGCACCCAAACCAAAACGGGAAGAGAACCCUCAGAAACUUGCCUUCAUGGUGUCUCUAGGGUUGGUAACACAUGACCAUCUAGAAGAAAUCCAAAGUAAGAGGCAAGAACGGAAAAGAAGAACAACAGCAAACCCAGUGUACAGCGGAGCAGUCUUCGAGCCAGAGCGUAAGAAGAGUGCCGUCACCUACCUGAACAGCACAAUGCAUCCUGGGACCCGGAAGAGAGGUCGUCCUCCAAAAUACAAUGCAGUGCUGGGGUUUGGAGCCCUUACCCCAACAUCCCCCCCAUCCAGUCAUCCUGACUCCCCUGAAAGUGAAAAGACAGAGACCACAUUCACUUUCCCUGCACCUGUCCAGCCUGUGUCCCUGCCCAGCCCCACCUCCACAGACGGUGAUAUCCACGAGGAUUUUUGCAGCGUGUGCCGAAAAAGCGGCCAGUUGCUGAUGUGUGACACGUGUUCCCGUGUGUAUCACUUGGACUGUUUAGACCCUCCUCUGAAGACAAUUCCCAAGGGCAUGUGGAUCUGUCCCAGAUGUCAGGACCAGAUGCUGAAGAAGGAAGAAGCGAUUCCGUGGCCUGGAACGUUAGCUAUCGUUCACUCCUACAUCGCCUACAAAGCAGCAAAAGAGGAAGAGAAACAGAAGUUACUUAAAUGGAGCUCAGACUUAAAGCAGGAGCGAGAGCAGCUGGAGCAGAAGGUGAAGCAGCUCAGCACCUCCAUCAGUAAAUGUGUGGAGAUGAAGAACACCAUCCUGGCCCGACAGAAGGAGAUGCACAGCUCCCUGGAGAAGGUCAAGCAGCUGAUCCGCCUCAUCCAUGGCAUCGACCUCUCCAAACCCGUGGACUCGGAGGCCGCCGCGGGGGCCAUCUCCAACGGCCCGGACUGCACCCCCCCUGCCGGCGCCGCCGCCACGCCGGCCCCCUCGCCCUCCUCCCAGAGCUGCACAGCGAACUGUAACCCUGGGGAAGAGACGAAAUAACAGCGCCUCUGCGGGGCCCGGCGGGGAGGAGAGCAGAACACUGAAGACCGCAGCUAAGCCAAGCCGGAUUUCUUCUGGAAAGUGCAGAAUUCUUUUGGUUCUUUGGUUCCAGAGAGAGAGAAGAUGCGUGUGCCAGGUGGCACCGGAGUUUGCCAAUUGACCUUCUCGUCCUGUGUGUACAUGCAAAGACUGGACCGUGUUCCAUGAGAUAGUGCCAGCUGGAGGUGCCCUGCCAGCACCAUGCCAAGUGAAAUAAUAUAUUUACUCUCUCUAUUAUACACCAGUGUGUGCCUGCAGCAGCCUCCACAGCCACCGUGGGUUUGUUUCUGUUUUGUUGGGUGGGGAGCAGGGGCGGGCGGAGGGAGGAGAGCAGGUUUCAGAUCCUUGUUUGCCGAGCCGUUUGUCGGGGUAGAGAAGACGAGUCCAAAGAGUGUGUGGGCUUUCCUGUUUCCAGACUUUCACGAUAAAGCCAAAAAAGGAAAUCGGCGGAGAACCAACCCCAGUGCCCAGGAGCGGGAAGGGGAGGCCUGGGAGGAAGCAAGGGGUGGGGCCGUGUAUCACAUAAGCAGUAUUUACGAUGGCCGGGGCCGUGGCGGGGCGGCCCAGCGCCAGGAGAGGUGGACGCCGGCCGCCUCCCCGCGCUCCGCUGCCUGCCAGCGUCCCCGCCACCCCCGAGCCUCCCGCGCCCCCGUCCCUCCUUGCCUGGUGAAUCGCGCAUCUCCGUGGUGAUCCGGGGUCUCUCCCGGCGGCCGGCCCACCGCCAGGGAGAAGGGCCCGAGUCCAGGAAGCCAAGCAGGUGGAUCAGUGAUUUUACUUGAAAACACGCUCCAUCCCUUUUCUGUAUUUAUGAGAAGAGAAGAUCUGAGCGAAGCAGCACGCGACCCAGGUGUGUGCAUUGAAUGGGGACAUUGCUUUCCUUUUCUUUUUUGUUUUGUUUUCGUUUUGUUCUGUUGUUUUUUUUUUUCUUCCUCUUCUUCUUCUUUAAAGAAGGGUUUAUUUUGUUGUUUACUUUUUGGUAACAAAAACUAAACUAAGGAAUAGAGAAGCUGUUUUCAGGCUGACAGUAAGGGUAGCCGAGACCGUGCAUGGUAGAGUAGGCGUCUUAGUGCCAGUGAGGUCCAGUGAGUCUUCGUGAGUCCUGUGUCAGCGUCGGCCACUGUUUUUUUAUGCAAGGGCAAAAAUCUUUGUAUCUGGGGAAAAAACAACAACUUUUUUUUAAAUUAAAAAGGAAAAUAAAAGAUAUUGAGGUCUUCCUAGUGUUACUUAAAUUAAGAUCAAGGUAAGAAAACAUUGUAAAAAAAAAAAACUACAAAAGUGCUAUUUGUUUCCUAAAAACAGUGAUUUCUAUUAAAAAGGUGUCAGAACUGGAGCAAUGCCGUGUAGUUAUAAUUUUUUAGCACAGAACCUGCUGAUCAUGGUGACGUUUUGCUGUGUCUCUGUCUCUGGACCGGUGGGCCAGUCUCCAGGAAGGGCAGGGCGGGGGCCCCCCCCCCGUCUCCUCCCCCCUCCUCUCUCGCUACGCAGGGAUCUUGUCUCAAGGCUGGGAAGCCCACACGGGGUACGCACAGCAUCAGGGCCCUGCCCCGCCGGCCUCAGAUGUUGCUAGAGCAAAAGGCUGGUGCCUCGAUGAGUAAGACCCUGCCCUUGGUGCUGCUCUGUCUUCAGCCACCAGCACUGUGAGCGCCGAGGGGCCACUGCUGAGGGCCACGGCUGGCGAAGCUCCUGGGGCCUGUGCGCCCUGCUCUGGGCGGGCAGGUGAGGUGGGGGCCAAGGCUGGGGGUGCUUAGAAGGAUCCAAGGAGUGAGAUGUCUUGAGGGGACUUUGUGUCUCUGCAGUCUGUCUUGCCUUUGAAGAGAGGUCUGAAACUCCUUGCUUGCUCUGCCUGCCGGCUCCGGGCACCAGAGAUGGAGUGUCCUCCGCUCUGGCUGCCCACAGGCUUCCUGGGGGAGAAUCAGGGUGCUUGUCUUGGCAUGGCUAGGGGUGGCCUGUCCUUGAGGAAGCCAGGGACCUGAGAGGCUCAGAUCAUCUCCCCCAUCCGCCUUGGGGUGGGGGUGCGUGCCCUGGCCCCCCGGUGAUGGGCCGCGGAGGACAUCCCGUUAGCCUCUCCUCCACCGGGUUAGGUCCAGGGACAGAGAUGAGCCCUGAAAGCGGAUGAACCGAGGGAGAGCUGCUGCGUAGAGCAAAAUGAAUCUCACCCACACCAGCCACCUCCCAUGCCUCUUCCCGCGGUGCCAGCACAGGAGGUGGAGUCUGGCUGCUUGCGCCCCGUAGCUGGGCCCUGGCUGCCAGGGACCAAAGCAGAGAGCCUGGUGCCGCGCCUAGCCAGGGAGCCUGGGAGAUGCCUGGACUAGUUGUAGGAGCAGUUGGCGAGGUUCGGAGGCAGCCACGGGCCGCACACCCUGUCUGGGAGCGCUCCCCUUGGACUUGGCUGGGCCCAUGGGCUGGGGGCUGCCGCACAAUGCCUGUCUCUUCUCAGGAGCAGGUGGGAAGCCGUGACACCAGGUGGGGUCGCGGCCAGGAGUCGCCUGCCCUGGGACCUCACCUGACGUUGUGCGAGGUGUGGCUUCUCCCCUGAAGUUCAGGUUCAGCCCUUUUUUGUUGCUUCAGCCCUGCCCCCAAACCUACAUGCUGGACUCAGAUUCCAAAAUACCACUUCCCUCUCCCGCUGGCCAGCUGGUCUCCUUGACCUCCACUGUCCUGCGGGUGUCCCGCCCCCGCUGCUCUCUGGCCUGGAGCUGAGCGGCUGAGCCGAGGCCCGCUGUUGGCAGUCCCCGCAGAGGGGCUGCCCGCCAGUCCUAAUCAGGCAGGCCGCACUGCUGCCACCAUCCCCGCCUUGCACAUUCCUGAGCCUGCAGGUCAUUCUGUCUUGCUUGGUGCCUGCUGGGUCUUGUCUCACCUCCGCGGAGCUCAUCACCUCUGAGAUCUGCCCUUCCUUGCCAGGCCUUGGGAGUGAGCUGCUGCUAGCGCCUGUCUUGGAGUUGCUAGCUGGGGGUAGUCCCCGCGGGGGCCCUGCUUAUGUGAAGUCAGUCUCCACGCAGCCUAGGCCACCUCCAGCUGGUGCUGUGAGUGCCAGCGCUCUCUGGCCCUGCCGCCGCUUGGCUCAGCCCCAACAGGCGUCGUGAAUGGGUGUGCACUUAGUGCAGCUCCUCCCAAGCGUGACCGCGUGUCCAGCUCACUUCCAGCCGCCUCUGGUACUCAGGCCUGGAGGGGCCGUCAGAGCCUCCCUGGGCCUCAGACCCCCCCGCCCAGCUCUCGCUCCCCCUGUACUCCCGCUGGGGAAUACGAUCCUUCUUGCUGAUCCAAAGGGCUGACCUGCUGAGACUUGGGGCUGAGGCUCUUAUGCAAGUCGGAUGGAUGGUGGCUCAGGCCCGAGUUCUCCAGACUCCAGGGCUUGAUUGUAUAAAUGACUGUGGACUCGCCCGUCCCCCUUGGCCGGAGACAGGAGUCUUAUUCUCACCCUGCCUGUCUGCCCCAGGAGCAGUGUGGGGGACUCUCUGGCCCUGCCACUGGAGUGGAGGGCAGGGAGCUGGGGGACCUCACCAGAGCCAGGCUGGGAACUCUAAAGAGGGGAGGGCAGGGCUCCAAAUCCCACGUGGCUCCCCAGCUGGGCUCCCCCCCCCCCCAGGGCUCCACCACAGCCUGCAGCAGCCUUUGGGCCCCGCCUCCCCAUCCCCCACCCCGGGUGUCCUGGGCCCUCAGCUGGCGGGGCGGGGCGGGGUGGGGCGGGCAGGAGCCAGAGGAGAGCCAGCCAGACCCCAGUCCUGUCUGUCGUCCGUGCCCUUUGUGAUUUCAGUCUUGGUAGAACUUGUAUUUGGAGUUUCGUGCUUCAAAGUUUUUGUUUUUGUUUGUUUGGUUUUUGUUUUCAGGGGGUGGGGGGGAUACAGAGCAGCUGAUCAAUUUGUAUUUAUUUAUUUUAACAUUUUACUAAA